AGAUGUUGCCACCCUUCCACAAAAUAGAUUUCAAUAAGAUUACAUCUAGGGUUUGAGCAACCAUAAAACUACGAUUCUUUAAUUCAAAUACAAGCUCUUCCUCCUCUUUGAAAGUGACCUCGCGGACUCGGGAGGCUUCGGCUGCCGUGACUUUUGCAACCAUGUGGUCGACGAAUGUCUAUGCGUCCUAGAUGCGGGAUACCGCCACAUUUUUUAAGGCCGGCAUGAGUGCGACUUCCGUUUUUUGCUCAAGAUCGACAUAUCAACGGUUGUUAUGCCGAUUGACCCGAUAUGCGACUCUGUUAGAGUCGUUCUAGGGUCGGGGUCAUCUCUAACCAAACUCCUACUCCCUCUGUCUCAUAACGUAAGAGUAUUUUUGACACCAGUGUAGUGUUAUAAAACGUUUCAUAUUAUGGGACGGAGGGAGUAGAAUUUAACUUGAGGAGUUAAAAUAACUUGAACCUAACGGAACUCCUAAACUUAUAACUCUUUAAAAAAAGAUUGCACACAAAUUCACUUAAAAACCAAAUUUAAACUACUUAAACCAAAGACGCCGUAGGAUUAUUAUUUUGUAUUGAGUUUUAAAUUUACACAUUUUUUAGGGGUAUUUUAAAUUUACACAUGGAGGGAGAUCAAAUCAUCUAUUUUUUUAGACAAGGUCAAAUCAUCAUCUUUUUUUUUGAGAAAAGGUCAAAUCAUCUUUUUUUUUGAGACAAUGGUCAAAUCAUCUAAAACCGUAAGCUCCCUUGAAAAGGAGCCCUCCUCAUUGAUCUGGGCCCUGUGGCCUGCGUCGUCGUGGGCCCUACCUGUAUGUAUGUGUGGCCUGGUGGCCUCUUCGGCGGAGAGGUACCUAGCGAUCUCGGGCCCUCUCCCCAACCUCAACCGCACCUCAAAAAAUAAAGUAAAAAAACGUGUGUCCGCUGGCAGGUGGACCCGCCUAUGGCUCGCUGGCCCGUCCUUCGUUCGGUUUCAGCCGCCCUCUGCAUGCAGUAGACCAAAAUUUGGUCCAAUGCAAAAUGUAACUCAAACAAAGGCACUGGAGUAGAAAUCUUACCUACAAAACCGGGCUCUGUUUCUUGGGACAUAAUUUUCAGACAAUCUGUCGAGGUGGGUGGCGAAGAAAAAAUAUGCCAUAAGCUGUCAAAGGGAUAAUGUUCUACUAGAUGUGUGAUUCAGUAAGUUGAGGACAAGAGAAAAAUCCUAUCAUUUGUAAAGCUGCCAGCCAAAGGAAGAUGUUCUAGCAGGUGUCUAUGUUCAGUUUCAGUUAGUGAAACGAGUCAUUUUUUAACAUGAAGCUCUGAACUUGUCUUAAGUAUUUGCUGUAACAUGAUUACAUGAAGUAUGCAAGUGUAAGCGUUUGUUAUCGUCCCCGUGUGAGUUAAGCUUUGUCAAACAUUUUUCUUUGAAUCAUAUACAUAUUUAUCCACACUGUGGUAUGAUCUCCAUUCUUCUCUUUGUCAAACAUCCGUGUGCUCUCGAGGUCUGUCCAAAAACAGCUGAAUCCUGUGCUGAUGUAUGUUGCUGGGUUGCCGGCUGUUGGCAUAGUUGAUGUAUAGCGGCCUGCUCCGACCAAAUACUUGUAACACCUUUCCUCUUAUAAAUGAAAAAGAGAAGCUGCUCUGACAGCGUUUCGUCAAAAAAAAAAAACAUCCGUGUGCUAUCUGUUUUGAGCCCCUCUUUUUUUUCCCAUGCAGAUCUAUGCAUGGAUAGGAUGCAACAGCUCGGCAAAGUUUGGCCAUUUAUAUGCUGCUGCAGCCACUCGGCCGGGUAAUGGAGUGAGCGUCACAUCUGUGCUUGGCGGAACAUCUGAUAACACUGGAUCAAGCAUGGCACGCCGCUUAGUGCUGAAGACAGGUCUAAAUAUAAUUUUAGCAUGUAACAUUCCGAAAGACAGCCCCAUGCUUGAGGCUGCUGCAGAGAGGAAACUUGUAGAGAAGCUGAGAAGUUUAGGCUAUAUCAGAUCCAUAACAGGAGAGGCUAACGCUCACGCUGAUGGAUACUUGUGAACUGUCAAGUCCCUCCUAGAGAAAGUCACUACCCUUAUGUGUUUGAAACAUUUCGAAUGAUUACGAAAGCUCAGCAGGGACUUACUGAGUGUAGGCAUGAUGAUCUGAAUUUUUUGUGCGCGACUAGGAACUGUCUCAUGUUCACAGAAUUAUCAAGCAUGUGGCAAAUAUCGCAUCCGGCAUGUUUUAUAUAUCUGCAUGUUCACAGAAUUUAUGCGUGAUCGACUAUUUCGGUGUCUCACCUGUGGAACCCUGCAUUGAGGCAUUUGUUGCUCACAGAAAUGAACUUUGCUGGUCU
Molecule: messenger RNA, 2304 nt
Organism: Aegilops tauschii subsp. strangulata
Lineage: Eukaryota; Viridiplantae; Streptophyta; Magnoliopsida; Poales; Poaceae
Biological process (GO): proteasome assembly
Source: RefSeq, a predicted model, not a curated record